Osmia bicornis bicornis is the source of this 2597-nucleotide messenger RNA. RefSeq names its product DNA replication complex GINS protein PSF1-like. NCBI's taxonomy places the organism in Eukaryota, Metazoa, Arthropoda, Insecta, Hymenoptera, Megachilidae. Gene Ontology annotation, biological process: DNA replication; DNA strand elongation involved in mitotic DNA replication. The transcript has 5 exons. The record is from RefSeq and is a predicted model, not a curated record. Gene Ontology annotation, cellular component: GINS complex. The coding region runs from base 21 to 638 and encodes 205 amino acids.
ACUGUUAUUCUUAUAAAGAAAUGUUUGGAAAGAAAGCAUUCAAGCUUAUAUCAGAACUAGAUUUAUCUAUGGAUCUUCUACCAUUUAAUGAAAUACUAGUAAAAGAAGUUCUUGACGAAAUGAACUCUCUCUAUAAAGAAAAUUUGUAUGAUAGUAAUGCCAUUCGAAAUGAUGACAAUAUGACUUUAUUGCCAUCUGUACAACUUAGACACAUAGCAUUGACCAGAAACAAAAGGUGUCUUUUAGCAUAUGUAUAUAACAGAAUGAGAAAAAUAAGGGACCUACGUUGGGAAUUAGGAAGCAUUCUGCCACCAGAAAUAAACUCUAAUCUAUUAAAUGCUGAAGUCCAGUGGUUUCAAGCAUAUAACAAAUCUUUAGCUACAUACAUGAGAUCACUAGGAGAAGACUAUGGAUUUAACAUAACAGCAAAUAUGUUGCCUCCAAAGACUCCUUAUGUAGAGGUAAAAUGUGUGACAGAUUUUGGAAAGUUGGAACUUGAGGAUGGUCAAGUUAUUUUACUAAAGAAAAAUACAUAUCAUUUAUUACCCAGAGCUGUAUGUGAACCACUUAUACGGCAAGAAUUCUAUUAUUUAAAAAUUUCUUCUCUUUCAUCCUGGGGCGACACAGGUGUGUGCUGAUUUUAACACGGUUUUUGAUCAUUACACUUUCGAAGAAGUCUCCGAUUGAAGGUAAGCAUUCGCUUAAAAAGAUAAAUUUAAAUCAAGUGGAAAAGAUUCUUCAAUUAUAUCCUGCCAUUUAAACUUGCGAUAUAAGUGUAAAAACAUUCAAAGUUGUAUUAGGACUAUAGUAAGGUAACCAUAAGUGGAACAAUCCUGUAUUUUAAUCCAUCUUCCCGCUUUGUCUUUGAGUCAUCGUACUUUCCCAACUCUUGUACAGUUAAGGUAUCAUCGAUAUGACCAAUUUUCUUAGAAAAAGUAAUUAAAUGAUAUUUUGUCGAUUCGGUAGAUCAGUGGGUCGUAAGCAUUUCUUCUAAAGGAAGACAAAAAUCGAAGCACGUGUAACGAAGAUACGACGUGUUAAAGUUCACUGAAAGGUAUAACAAUGAACUCAUUGAUAAUGUUCGGGUAUAUCUAUCGGUGAACUGGUUUUCGUGAACGAUACAGAGAUAAUAUCAUUUUCUGACCUUAUCGCAAUCAGGUUUUUCCCCAGAUAUCAUCUCACUAGCUGUGUUCUGACCGAAAAAAUGUAUGUCCAUGAUUUUGCAAUCAAGUACAGGAACAUUUUUUAUCAACUCUAGAAUUCUUUUCCUUUUGAUAACUACUUUGCGAAGAAUCUCUCACUAUCGUGUGUUAUUCGUCACGAACGACUGACGAAAAAGUUAAUUACAUCAUUGAUGAACGCUUACAUAAUUCGUUUAUUAUCGAUCGCAGGAUCAAGAUCAUUAUUUUAUAGGCAGCUCUGUUUUCCGAUCGCUUGCCAAUAACUUCAUUGACUAAUCGUACAAUUUAUGAUUAGCGAAACUAUUAAAUUAUAGCGAAACAACAACAGAUAUUUUAAUUUGUUGUAUUCGACAGGUGUUUCUUAUAAAUCCUGCCAUUGAUGAAUUUAGCGUAUCUUAUGAAAUUAUUUUAUUUUCCGAAUUGAAAGUUGAACUUUCCUUGUAGCUUUUUAUAACAAUUUUCGUAGGAGGAAAGUCUGCUUUAUUUCACUCCAGAUCCGUUUCAUAAUAAAUUGCAGAAUGUCUCGUAAAUUUAACGCAUGAUGGAUGUCCUCUUUUUAACGUAUGUAAAUUCGUAGGAAAUACCUGUUGGCAUUAUUAAAAUUUCUCGGAUAGUGUUAUCAUUGUACCAGCCGUUUGUGUAACAAACGAUAACAGGUAUAUGUCCUUUGUUUUACGACUGAUGUCAGUAAUCAUUGGGGAAACCCGCGUUUAAACGACCAUGAAUAGGGCGGAGAAUUCUAUGUUGCUUUUGAAAACGUUCGUUCAUCUUCUCGGUAUAUUGUCAUGCGGUAAUAACCGUGGAGAUUACUCGUAAAUAUCGGUAGACUUUCCAAAUCGGAAAUGUCCGUGGAAUUUCCGGUGAGUUAACGCCGUGAUGGAUUAGCGAUUCAAAAAGAAAGUAGAACAGUGAAAUUUACUCAUCUUCGUGUAGAAACUGUACGUUCGAAAGGAUCAUUUAUUAUAAUUGCUUUUCAAUUGUCUGACAAUCAUCAUGUGAAAGAGAAUGAGAUAAAAUGAAAAAACGAUAGAUAAACUGCGAGCAGGCAAACAGUUGCAUGAAUAAUGAUACUGUGUAAAGAAGGUAUUUUCGAUAGGAAUAGAUAAGAAACAUUUUAAGACACGAUUCUGGUAUUCUGGUUCGGAAAAAGAACAUGCAUCAACGAUAGAAAUGAAAAUAUUCUCAUGAUACUGAUUGUAGCCAGAAUUGAAAGAUCAAGCAGGAAGUUCAGGUUCAAAUGGCCAAUGACGAAAAUGGUAUUUCGUCGGAAUACAUCCGUGCACAUUGUAAACAUUCUUGACAGUUAAAUAAAUACGAGUAAUGUUUACGGGGUUUCCGAUCCGGCUUUCUUUUUCUAAACUGGUUAUCUAAAGAAUGCCAAGUUAAAUCGAGUACACAGUGUAUACGUGCAGCUGG